Molecule: messenger RNA, 725 nt
Organism: Notothenia coriiceps (black rockcod)
Lineage: Eukaryota; Metazoa; Chordata; Actinopteri; Perciformes; Nototheniidae
Product: transmembrane 9 superfamily member 2-like
Exons: 6
Coding region: 156-725 (189 amino acids)
Biological process (GO): protein localization to membrane
Cellular component (GO): membrane
Source: RefSeq, a predicted model, not a curated record
UGCUGUUUGAGUCAGUCUGGUCAGCUACUGCGUCCCGAGUGCUAAGACGUACUAACAGUGUACGGCUAGCAAACAUUCACUUUCUUUAGAAAAGGAUAAGCUCUUCUUGGACAAAAGUUUUAGCAAAUCUUAGAAUACAAGGUGUCCGUGGUAAAAUGAAGAGGCGGAUACACUGUGGUUUUGUGCUGGUUUAUUCGCUAGUCUCGUAUUUCUAUUCGUGCUCGGCGUUUUAUCUUCCGGGUUUAGCCCCAGUGAGUUUUUGUGCAAAAGACAAAGGCGGUGAAGAUUGUCAGACAGUGAUUCAGCUGUUUGUCAAUCGCCUUGACUCAGUAGAGUCAGUCCUGCCUUACGAGUAUGAUAUGUUCGACUUUUGCAAAGACGAAAUUGAAACGAGGCCUUCUGAGAACCUAGGACAGGUGCUGUUUGGUGAACGAAUUGAGUCUUCUCCCUACAAGGUCAACUUUCAAGAAGAUGUUAAAUGUAAGAGUUUGUGCACCAAGUCUUACAAAAAGGGGAGCAAAGAGGAUGCAACCAAACUGGAUUUCCUCAAGAUGGGAAUGCAGUUGAAUUACCAGCACCACUGGAUAAUUGACAACAUGCCGGUGACAUGGUGCUAUGAAGUUGAAGAUGAUCAGAAGUACUGCAACCCGGGCUUCCCUGUUGGCUGCCUUGUGAACCAAGAUGGAAAACCUAAAGAUGCUUGCGUUAUCAAUGUGAGGACCUGA